AUGCCAUUUGUAACACAGUUCUCUAGUUCUUCGCCUGGAACCCACGUUGAGCAGCAGCAGCUGGGCUGUCACUUCUCAUAUCCCGUCUCUUCGCCUCCCUCGCGUGGCACAUCGUCCCAGACAGACUGCAAGUCUACGACAACCGGCAUGGCCGACUCCAACCUCUCCACCAACGGCAGCGGCGAGUUCUGGCUGUACGGUUAUGGUGAAGAUCACAGGGGUACGCCCGAGGCUCCCGGCCGCGUUGUCACUCUCAUUGAACGUUCAUUCUGGGAGCAACUAACCGACCAUCACGACUCCGCACCCGAACGCGUCUGGGGUGUCGCCUACCGUAUCAAGGCCGACAAGGUCGCCGAGGUCAAGGAUUAUCUUGACAUUCGCGAGAUCAACGGCUAUACGAUUCACUACGCCCCUUUCUACCCAGCUGAUAGCUCCGAGCCAAUACGCACACUCGUGUACAUUGGUACCCCGGACAACGACCAGUUCGUUGGCCCACAGGAUCCUCAGGCUCUCGCCGCCCUUAUUCACAAGAGCCGCGGCCCGAGUGGGCUAAACAUCGACUACCUUCUAGGCCUUGAGGAAGCUCUUAACGGACUGAGCCCAGAGAGUGGCGACGUCCACAUCACCGACCUCUCCAACCGGGUACGGGCCAUCAUCGCCGCCGCGGUGAUAUCGCACGACGCUACCUCGGCCCAACCACACCUGUCUGCUGUCGGCGGUAACUUCAAGCAAGAAACCAGUGUCAAGGAACAGGGGGAGACAGAAAAGACAGACUGA
Molecule: messenger RNA, 777 nt
Organism: Colletotrichum orchidophilum
Lineage: Eukaryota; Fungi; Ascomycota; Sordariomycetes; Glomerellales; Glomerellaceae
Product: ChaC-like protein
Exons: 2
Coding region: 1-777 (258 amino acids)
Biological process (GO): glutathione catabolic process
Cellular component (GO): cytoplasm
Molecular function (GO): gamma-glutamylcyclotransferase activity; glutathione specific gamma-glutamylcyclotransferase activity
Source: RefSeq, a predicted model, not a curated record